CUUAGCGAGGACAACUUUCGACAACAUUUACGAUGGUGCCACAUAAAACCGCGCGCACAGCUGCUGUGAUCGUGGUGGCCAUGGCAUUACUAUUGCCUGCACUGCUGAAAACAGCUGGCGCGCAGCCCGUCUAUCCUGGCGUCUCCCCCAGCCCCGCGCUGCCCGUAUACGGCACCUACCCGCCAGUCUACGGCGUCCCGCCGCCUCCAAGCCCGCCGUCACCACUGCCCCCCAGCCCUGCUCCUCCAUCGCUGCCGCCCGCACCUCCGGGCACGACCGCCAUCUCCCUUACUGCCGCGGCUGCGUCAGCAGGCCCCCUUACCUCGUGCUCGGGCUCAAUUGUGUCUGCUGGCACGUCCGUGGGCACCAUCACCACCGACAGCAACGGCAGGAUCGGCGCCCAGAACUACGUCACGCCCGCGGCAAGCCUGGUUGUGACCAUCGCCGCCUCCAGCACCUGCAUCGACGCCUUCACAGGCCUGCCGCUCCCGCUGAGCCUGUCGGCGACGCUGCCGGCCCCUCUAACCGCCGGAUCCGACAGCGCCGCGGCUGCCGAGCUAACGUCCUCGCUCACGCCCACGAGCCGCCUGCUGUCUACCUUGCUCACGUCCACUGGCACCGCCGCCUCUGCCACCUCCGCCGCAACCUCCACGUCUGCUGCCUACAAGCUGGUGGGCGUGGACGUCAGCGCCGCAGCCGCCACCGCGGCAUCGGCCGCCUUUGGGCCCCUGGACGCGAUUAAGCAAGCAAACAUUGCUGCACGGCUGGUGGGCGUGAGGAUGCUGUACGCUGACGUCACGCUGACGUCGCUGCUGCUGGCGGGCAUCAACGCGCUGUCGGCCAUGUCGCCCGCCGCGAGCGACGGCGGCAGCGGCGGCUCCACCGACUGCAGCUCCACAGAGAGUUCGGCUCAGGUCCUUUACGGCCUGCUCGCCAUCCGCGCCGUCGCCUCGCCCACUCGCACCCUAGAUCUCACGCAGCCCGGCCUACUCCAGGACCUCCUGACCGCCGCCGCCUCGGCCUGCGGCAAGGACGUGUCGGCCGCCGCCGCCUCCGACGCCGCCGCGCUGUACGGCAGGGUGCUUGGCGAGCUGAAUGCGACGUCAUGGACGGAGGCGGCGGGCGCGGAGCUGGCGGCUCUGCCUCUGGAGGCCGUGGCGACGGCGGCGCGUGUGCAGUAUGUGGUGCAGUUUCGUGGCACGUCAGCAGUGGCCGACUGGAGGGUGCUCCUAGCCGCAGCCCCCGUCAAGACCGAUGCGAUGGCGGCGGCUUUGGGAAUGGCCACCCUGCCCGCCGCCAGCACCACCACCGCGCUGCUCGCCGUGCGGGCGACGGGCGCGCUGACGGGCUGCAAUCUGACCUUUGCUGACGUGGUGUCGGCGUCAUGGCUGCGGGGAGCCACCACCGACAGCAACACAGGCGUGGCCCAGCUGGUCAGCGGCAUUGUGGCUGCCAAGGUGUCCGUCUCGCCUGGCUGCACAGACGCAGUCCUGUCAGUGGGCAAUCGCACCGUCCCCUUCAUCCUCGCCACGAACGCCCUCGUCCCGCCCUUCUCCGCCGCCACCACGCCGUUCGCGGCGGUCAUAGACUCCGUCGCCGCGCUGGCCUCCCAGGCCUUCAUCAUCAGCCAGGGCAACUCCACGCCGCCCCGACUCAUUGGUGCCUCAGAUUACGCUCUUCCGUACACGUACCACGGCAUAGGCCGCGCGGGCGCGGCCGAUGCGCUCCCCGCCGGCACGGACUUCGUGUCUCAAAACUGGCCCGCCUCCAACCCCAUCGUGCCGCGUGCGUACCUGCUCAGCCUGCGGGUGCAGGCGGCCGUGGGCCCCACCAGCGCCUUCCUCUCAGCCCUGAUUGGCAACCGGCGCUCAGUGGACGCUGUCGGCUCCUCGCUGCUGGGCCGCCUGGCACGUGACCUGCUGGCGGGACGUCUUGCACUGGACGACGCCGCCUACCUGUCCUCCGUCAUGGCCGCCUUUGUCGAGGCAGACGCCGCCGCCAUCGCCUCCAAUGCUUCUAGCACUGGCGCGCUGAGCUUUCGCCGCCGGCUCGCCACCAACGCCACCAUCGGCAAUCUGGACUCCACACAGCUGUCGAGCCUCCUGGACUCCGCUGCUGGUGCCGUGGCCGAGAGCAACGCCCUGCUGACGCAGCUCGACCGCCAGGUGGUCGCCGCGGCCAACUCCGGCUCGCCACUCAACACCACCGCUACCCUGCUCGCCGCGGCGCAAAUCGCGUCCGUGCAGCACCAGGCCCUGACGCAAGCCCUCGCCGACCUGGCGUCCGCCGUCGCCGCCAGCGACGCCGCCGCCACCGCCAACCUCACAACCAAGCUGACCUCCAGCUUCACCGGCCCCGCACUCAAGUCCCAGGUCGAGAGCGCCGCCGUGGACGCCGAUGCCCUGGCCGCGAUCACACAGUCGGGAGCAGACUCUGCUGAGGGCGGCGGCGACUCGGGAUCGGGACUGAGCAAGGGCGCUGUGGCAGGCAUCGUGGUGGGCGUCGUGUGCGGCGCGGUGGUGCUGCUGGGAGCGGCGCUGGUGGUGGUGCGGCGCGUGCGGCGUCGCCAGCGCGACACCGUGGUCCCGCGCCGCGGCGGCGGCGACGUAGAGAUGCAGUACGCUGCGCCGCAGUGGGUGGCCUUCCAUGGCGACGUGGCGCCCGAUGCCGGCCCCGGUGGCACCGCCGCCGCCGCGGCGGACGCAGAUGUCGACAACCUCCGUCCCAGCAGCCGCCGGCGCCCGUACGAGGCACUGCAGGUCAGCGGCGUGUGGCCCGGCGGCGGCCGGCGGGGAGCUGUAGCAGAGGGCGUCGUGCGCAGCGCCUGCCCCGUCAAACCGCAUGCUAAUGCCAUUUUCACCAUCGUCAGCGAUGAUGACGCCCCCAGCCCCCGCGCUGCUGCCGCUUUCGCUGCCCCUCCCGCAACGGCUCCUGCCCGCGACGCCUGCUGCUCCGGCCAGAUGUCUGACAUCGAGCUGCCCACGGCCUCUCGUGCGCCGGCGGCGGCCGCUGGCAGCGGCCCGCAGGCGGAAUCAGCGGGAACGGCGGCGCAGCCACGAAGCCUGUCAAAGCCUGAGCCGGCCGUGCUACAGCCCGCGGCAGACGGCAAUAGCAACACCGGCAGCAUCCAGCUGGGGGCUUCACAGGUGGUGUCACCGAGGGCGCUAAAGCUGCGCAUGCCGGAUGGGGUGUUGUGGAACAACCCCAUGUGGGGUGAGGCUGAGUCAGCACGGAGCUCGCAAGGCCAGCGAUAGCCGGGCGCAGCUGCUGAGGCGGGUGCAUGUGCAUGUGUGGGAUGGGUGGGCGUGCUAGUUCCGUGCCUACUGAGCGCGGGCAUCCAAGGUCUGGGUCGGUGUCUGAAGGUUGAGACAGAUGUAUGCUGUACAUGAGCGGAUGGUGUUAUGGCCCUGACCCUGCUCAAGUCGGGUUCUCUUCUGCCAUCCUUUCAAAAAGAAAGGUCAAUGUGCAGGGGGACUCGACGCUAGCUGCUUUUGGCCCACCUGGGCAUGACUUGCCAUUGUACGAUAUGGCACCACAAGGUGCAGCCGUGGAAUGAGUGUUGGGCCAGAAACGCUGUCUGGGGUAAUGUUGAGUGUAUGUAGGUGGCAAACACUUGGUGAUGUACUAGGACGUGCAUUGAGGCAACAGCUGAGCGUACUAUGGGUGAGUGAUGGGCGGGCAAGAAGCUGGAGAUGGUCGUGCGCUGUGACGUGCCUGUGCAUAUUAUCUGGGACUUGCGUGACCUUGCGUGCGCAACAUGUAUAAUGGAGCAUGCCUGGAGUUUCCAUUCCGUGCAAGGUAUAAUGCUCAUGACCCCCGCCCCCCCCCCCCCCGCGCGGGCACAUGCAUGUUGUUGCCUUACCGAUGAUCGCGCCGGCUGGCUCAAUGGAGUUUGCUGACACGCAAUCCUCACGCUCGGGCGUUAGCAGUCACAGAACCACGCAGAUAUUAAGCGCUGUCGUACCGCGCCGACGACAGCAACCAACGUAAUGGGAGCAGUGUGCAGCAAUAGAAUGGCCCCGCGACAGUGUGACGGGAAGGGGCAAGACCAGGGCGCAGCAAGGGAGAUAACGGGCCCCAAAGCGUACAGCGGUGAGUGUCGACUGCGUGUGCGAUGGGACAGUGGUAAGGCAGGUUGGUGAAGUCCCGUAGGGUGCAGCUGAUUCCCAGAACACAGCAGAUGGCAAACAAUUUGCAACGGCAGGGGCCGGUCGAACACCGGAGUUCCUGACGAGUUGCUGGCUGGCGCAGUCGACUGCGGAGCAGAUGUCCGCCUCUACCAGGUAUCCCCGCUGCAGCGUGAAGGAAGCAUGGU
Messenger RNA from Chlamydomonas reinhardtii, 4315 nucleotides. RefSeq lists its product as uncharacterized. Lineage: Eukaryota; Viridiplantae; Chlorophyta; Chlorophyceae; Chlamydomonadales; Chlamydomonadaceae. The transcript has 10 exons. The coding region runs from base 33 to 3254 and encodes 1073 amino acids. The record is from RefSeq and is a predicted model, not a curated record.